Molecule: messenger RNA, 3780 nt
Organism: Neocloeon triangulifer
Lineage: Eukaryota; Metazoa; Arthropoda; Insecta; Ephemeroptera; Baetidae
Exons: 14
Coding region: 245-2986 (913 amino acids)
Biological process (GO): regulation of proteolysis; proteasome-mediated ubiquitin-dependent protein catabolic process
Cellular component (GO): cytoplasm
Molecular function (GO): ubiquitin protein ligase binding
Source: RefSeq, a predicted model, not a curated record
CAGAAUUUCUUGUGUGCAAAUUAUUGAGGGAGGCGUGGCCCACUCACCGUACAUAACGUACCUCUCCACCCUCGCCCCUCUCCUUCGGUGCCUGUCAACUGGAUCACAAAUGCAAAGUUUGCAUGGCGAACGCGAUUUGACCUGAGGUGCCGUGGAACGCUGCUGCGUUAUUGAUGAGUUCAGAGGCCACGUAAAGUUCCAGUAUCCUGCAGAUCAAGAGGAGUUGCACCCCUGCCCAAGAGAAAUGGCAGGCGCUUCGUUUUACCCCGGCUCUUGGGAGAUCGUAAGGUCCGAUUUACAUGGCAGUUCCCUCGGGAAAACCGGAAUUGAGGGGACUAAAUUCCACUUUGAGGACACUGGGGAUGUUAGAUGGGACGUGCCGGAGGGCGUCGAGCAGUUGCCGCUCUUCAACUGUGACACUUAUGAAGUCUUUUCGGUGUCCAUCCAUGGCAUUGUCAUUCGCUUUGGUACUUUUGCCGGGCAUGUUUUUGAAUUUAGAGUGAUGGAUCAGGUGGCAGUGCCUGAUUCUCAGAGUUUUCUGAACCUAAUCUGCGAAGACUGGUGCACUUUGUAUUGCCAGAGACUGACCGUCAGCCAGCCCAAGGCUCCCACUGAUUUUCCCUUCUCUCUCCUAUCUGCUUUGAAUGAGGGUUUCUUCUCAGACGUUACUAUUGAGGCUGAAAAUCACAAAACAUUCCAGGCGCACAGCUGCAUAUUAAUGAUUGGAUCGCCGGAGCUCGAGUGGCAAUCUUGGCUCGAAAAAAGGGAACAGGCGACCAAUGCGUCUGACGCAACAGCCCCUGCACCACCACUGUCGGGUCUGCCUGAAGACGUUCUUGCCACGGUCCUGCACUACAUCUACAGUUUAAGUUUGCCGCUUGAUCUUUCGGAGGAAACAGCCCUCCGAUGCAUAGAAUCCGUCGGCACCCUGCCUGGGUUCCACCCGCUGGCCUCUAAGUGUCAAGCAUAUCUGAAUAACAUGACCCUCAGAAAUAAAAUAAUGGCCUUGAUAGGAGAAAUGCACUCUAGUCUUGAAACAGUGAUAAAUUACUUCAGUUCCAAAGCAUCCCCUGGAAACUACGGUGCGGCAGAAAACUUAGGAAGCAAUCCCGCUAGACUUUGUAACACCCUCAAACAAUCUACUCGCGAAUUUUUUGUUGUGUUAAUCAAGCUAGUGAUGUUUUGUGAACUUUUCAACAAGGAGAAGGCGGAUCUUUCGACUGACGACCAGCACGAAAUCAUUAGCUUUGCUAAAUCGUAUCUGCCAAUAUUUUUGAGCCAACUGAGCCAAAUUUUGCAAGGACUGAAAGCAGUCUUCAAUGCCAUGUCAGCCAGUCAACGGAAUGAGCUGGCCAUGUACUUAGUUCUGGAGAUAGAUAACCAUUUUGAAGUGAUUUUGACUGUCGCAGAGGAGAUUAAAAGUGCAAUUGAACAGAUCAUCAUAACCCUGAUGUCACCCACUGAGAACAAUCAGAAAAACAAUCUCGAAGGAGUAGAGUCGAUUGGUGGAGUUUUGCAAAGGACUCUGAAAAAUCGGGAGCUCUCUAGGAUCCGAAGCGUACACCAAGAAUUAAAUUGCAGCCUUAUCCAUUUUGACCAGAAAAAGGAAAGAUUUUUGAGCAUGACUACAGCAAACAAAGUGAGGUCUGUGUCGAGGAAUGUGGAGCAGCUUACUGAAGAGCUGCCAAUUUUUUUGCUGCGGCUGGAGGAGGUGAUGGCAGCAUUGGAGGAGAAAUUUGAGUGGAGGGACUUUAAAUUUUGCUUUAGAGAUGGUGCCUCAAAAGUGUCUGGAGUUUUGCAUAAAUUAUUGACCCACCGAGCUGCUGUUUACAAAACUAUGGAGCACUUGAGCGAAUUGGUUCAAAGGGACUCCUUCACCAAUUCCCUAAUUUCUCUCGGCCUUCUUGACCCACCAGCCCAGUCGCUCGACUCCACUAGCCAAGCUUUUUUCAACACUGCUUUCGGAUCAUAUAAUGCAACCCAGACUCAGCCUGAAUUUCAUGUUUUGCAGCUCAACCUAGUCAAAAGCUUUCGAGUGCCUCAGUUAGCUAUGGAUAGUAAACUAUCAGAAAGCGUUCUGGAGCUCCUGAAGUCGGAGCGUGAUACGGACAUGCUUUUUGAAGUUGUCAACUCUGCGCCAGAUCUUAGAGAAACUGCUGAUGUGUCUGAACCAACGGAACAAACUGCACCAGAAGUGCAUGUUUUCAAGGCUCACAGAGUGAUUGUGGCUGCCAGAUGCGACUGGUUCCGAAGGGCACUUUUGUCUGGCAUGAGAGAGUCGAUUGACAGGAAAAUUGUGGUGCAUGACACGAGCCACUCUCUGUUCAAAAUCUUCCUUGAGUAUCUGUACUGCGGGCGACUAGACGCUGCCAACUUGUCGUUGGACCAACUGACAGAUCUGAUGCUGUUGGCUGACAGGUACGAGUUGGAUAGCCUGAAGCAGGCCUCGGAACAGGCGCUCCAGGGUUAUGUUGAUGAGGAAACGGCUCUUUGUCUGCUCAGCAUGUCCGAGCAAAUAAAUGCAAGGCUGCUGAGAGACUCUUGCAUUUUCUUCAUUUCCUCACAUCCCGAUGUGAUGGAAACUGAGCUGUUCGAGGAGCUGCCGCACUGCCUGCAAGCGGAGGUGUACAAAGCCAGAAGUUCUUGGGCAAAACCAAAGAGACCCAAGAAGCAGAACUCCUCUGAUCGACUUUUGGGACUUCGCAGUCGCAGCUCUUCCCCGACCUCAGCUGGUUCCAGCAUUGCCGAUCUGGAUGAUUUUGCCUACCAAAUUCAGCUUGAUCCAGAAGAAUCAGCAAGACAGAUAUCCGAAGGCCUUUUGCCAAAUGGAUCGCGGCUGAACAACUGCUUGGAGCAGUUGCAAGACAUCGUUGGUCCUGUGAUACCUCGCGAGCGGCUCAUUCAAGUCGUCUUGGCUGCCGACUUCAAUGUAAACCGAGCUCUCAACUUCAUAUUUUCCUUGCCAAAUGAGUCUUCCUUGCUUUGAGUUUCCUGUAGGUACAGUAAGUGCUUCUGCUUUCUUGUAAUUUUCUUUUUUUUUAAUUGUCUUAUAAGCAGGAAAAUUGCAAUAUUUACACACAGUCUAGAUGUUGACUGGCCAUAGAAAGAAAAUAAAAAAAAGAGUCCAUUGACAGUUUUUGAUCAGCUUUCUAAAUCUUAAAUAUAAUGUAGCACCUUUUGUGUUACAUUAAAAUUUACUGAGCGAAAAGAAAAAUGUUGGUCGCACAUAAAAAAAUUACAAAUCACUUUUCCCUCAAAAUUUUUAAAGCCUACCAUGAAUGUCAAAAGGAAUCCUUGUGAAAAGUAGGAUUGCUUUAAAUUUUCGAAUGUGCCUCAUCCUCAGAAGGACUGAAGCUAACUUGCGAACUUGGAAGCAUAAUCUGAGGCACAGUUUAUAUUUAAAAAAAUGCAUACAAAUUACUUGACUUAUUGUCGGACUGCUCUUCAAAGUAUUUAAAGAAGCUUUUCAAAUUUUCUGAAAACAAACAUUCCAUAAUACAUUUAUAGAAUUGCUCUUUUUGAAAUCAUGUAAAAUGGAUUUUGCCAGCUAUAGAAAUUGUCUAUUUAAAAUUGGCGCAUUCUUUGUCGUUGUAAAACUGAUAUGAUAAGUGAUUUUGAAACUAAUCAAUAUCCCUUGAUGCAAUAUAGAGAUAUUAUUAAAAAUUUGUGUAUUUCCAUUAAUGGCUUCAUAUUUAUAGCAAUUAUUAUAUUUGUCUUUAAGUCUCUUAAAUAAAAAUCAAAGUAUUAAAACUUCCAAAAUAAAUAAAAAGAAGUUUUGUU